AGAGCAUAUGCAAAAACACUUACAAAAGUGUUUGUCUCAGCAAAACUCUACCAUCUUGUGCGCAUAUGUUUGCACAUACGUAAAACUUGUUUUUGCAUAUGCUCUUCGGUAUUCGACGUCAUUUUUUGUUGUUUAUUAAUAAGAAAUUUCUUUGAAUUUAAUCAACUCGUAGUUAGUAUAUCGACAUUCGACAAUAACACACUACAAACUGGAAUGAACUUACAGAAUUUGAACUCGGGUUUGUAGUUAUAAAUGAAAUUGAAAUAGUUAAAAUCUCCAAUCGAGUUGUAAACUCGCAGCCGACUUAUAACCGAAUCAAUUUUUUAGAAAUUUUCUUAUAUUUUAACUUUUGAAAAAUAGUUCUAAACCCAUUAGUGUUACCUCCACGCAUCUACUCUAUCACUCUUAUCUCCUCUUAUCUAGAAGAGGAUAGAUGAGGGUAUGGGUUUUAUUUCCGAGGAAAUCUGAUCCCUGCAAUCUUUUGUUCGCAUGUGUUUCUCAAAAAAUAUAUGCUUAAACUGUUCUUUUCUGUAAGUUCAGUUACACUGUAUAGCAUUAAAACGUAUGACAACUUCUGUAUUGUUCUGUUUACGAAUUUUUUUCUUUUUUCUUUCGUAAGAAAAGUGUCAUAAAAAUAAUGAUAUAUUUUUUUAUUUUUUGUUGCUAUGUUCAUUUUUUUUACUAAUUGCACAGUAAAACAAACAUGUAGUGGACUAUAUGUUUCUGUUAUAUUACUAAAAAAAGAAUAACAAUUCUUUUCUUUCUUUCAGCAAUUUUUUUAGAAUUUAUUUUGAUUAUGUUCUUGAAAAGUAUUAAGCAAAAUGACGUUUUUUGAUCAAUUGCUUGAGAUAUUGAAUUUUUAUUCUAAUAUUAGUCAAUAUGAUUUAUCAGACUUAAAUCAAAAUAUAUUUAAUUUAAAAUUAUCACUUUCAACAUAUAAAAAUCUUAAAAUUAUUAAUUGUGGAAGUUAUGAAGAAAAUUUAUAUUUACCAUUGACGAUAUCGGAUGAGAAUGAUCAAAUUACAUUGAAUAUUGAUUCAGAUCAUUUAAUUAUUGAUACAAAUUAUAUUGUUAUUGAUGAAGAAAAAUUAGAAAAUGAACAAAAAAUUGAAAUAAAUAAAAAAAUUUUAAUAUUAAAAAAUUCUAUUGAUGGUUUUGUUACUCUAUUUGAUAAACAACAAGAAGAAAAAAUACCAAUAAAAAAUAUUGAUUUUAUGUUAAAUCAAAUGAAUAUGUAUCGUCCAAGUAUACAAAAAUCGGUCCUUCAAAAUUGUUCCUUUAAUGGAACAAAAUUGGCCGGUUGUAUUAGUGGACAAAUCUAUACAAAUUCCGAUCGUGUAUUUGCAUUAGAAUAUAAAUAUUGGCCGACUGCUGCUGAACAGUGGUUGCAACGAUCAACACCAUAUGGAUGGCCAACAAAUGAAAUAAAAUUGUUAAUUAAAAAUAAUGGUUGUCAUAUUGUACCAACAGGUAUUAAUGAAAUACAAUGGCGUUUAUCAUUUUCUAUCGCUGAAGUAACAUUAAUAAAUACUAUUGAUAACAAUAAAAAACAAAUAUAUUCAAUAUUAAAAUUAUUAAUUAAAUAUAUAUGUCGUAUUAAUAAUAUAAAAAGUUUAAAAUCCUAUCAAUUAAAAACAAUCUUUUUGUGGUAUUGUGAACAACAACAACCAUUCCAAGAUGAACAAUUAUGUUUGACAAAAAAACAAUUGAUAUUAGAUUUACUAAAAUUUACAAUGAACUUUUAUGAAAACAAAUCUAUUCCACAUUAUUUUAUAUCAGCAUAUAAUGUUUUGAUCGAGCGCACAGACGACGAAAUAGAAUCUUAUUAUAAGAUACUAACACAAUUAUACGACAAUAUUGAUUUUAUACUUUUGAGUUUUAUUGAAAAAACGUAUUAUUUACUUAUUGUGUUUGAUACGAAUUUAAUUGAUUUAUACACUAGUUCGAAAUAUCAUUAUAAAUUAUCAUUAUAUUUUAAAUAUAUUUUUUUCAUCUGUAUUAUUUACGAUCUACUUAAAAAUGAACAAUUAAACUAUUCAUUUCGUAAAUGUCAUUCUUCACUUCUAUAUCAACUUCAAUCUCAACUUAAAAUACCAGUACAAAUAGAUCAUAAAUAUUAUUUGUCAUUAGCUUUUAUGAAUGCACGAAAACAACUAAAACUAGAUAAUAAUAUAACAAUUGAUUUGAUUUUAAAAUUAUUAAAACAAGAAAUUGAAAUUGAUAAAAAUCAAUUAUCUCUAUCUGAAUUAAGUGGAAUUAUUUCAAGUGUAUGGUCAUGUGGAUUUUUAAAAAAUUUUUUUUAA
Messenger RNA from Didymodactylos carnosus, 2303 nucleotides. The record is from the annotation of a GenBank genome assembly. Lineage: Eukaryota; Metazoa; Rotifera; Eurotatoria; Philodinida; Philodinidae.